Molecule: messenger RNA, 1284 nt
Organism: Myotis daubentonii (Daubenton's bat)
Lineage: Eukaryota; Metazoa; Chordata; Mammalia; Chiroptera; Vespertilionidae
Product: protein S100-A15A
Biological process (GO): endothelial cell migration
Cellular component (GO): extracellular exosome; cytoplasm
Molecular function (GO): transition metal ion binding; chemoattractant activity; calcium-dependent protein binding
Source: RefSeq, a predicted model, not a curated record
CGUGCUUCUCUUCGAAACAACCUCUUUUCUUCAAUCCCACCUAAAUGUUGCCUCCUAAGGAAGUCUUCCUCAACUCUCCAGGCAGACGGUGUCCCUUCCUGGGUGCCCAGGGUGCCCUGUUUGUGCCACUAAAUCAGCAGUGUUCACAGUGUGUGACUGUCCCCUCCACUCGUUCCCGCCCUGUGAGCUGGCCACGUGUCCUACUCAUAUUGCCUGGAGAGCCCGCACGCCUGCGGAGCCUCGAGAAAUAUUUGUCGGAUGAGUGACUGUCCUUCAUGACUGUGGAGUCUGGGGGUUCACUGAUUGAGGUAGGACAUGCCAGGAGAUGUAUUGGAGCUGUGUGUGUAGCCCCACCCAAGCCCUGGAGCUGGGAGGAUGAACUGGAGGCAGGGAGAUGGAUAACCUUGUGACCUCGUGUGGGUCUGAGAUGCGUCAGAUCAGGCUCUGAGGGAAGGUGGGUCCCUGAAGCUGGCUGAGUGCAUCUUAGGGAGCAAGCGAGUGUGAUGUCAUCCCAGGAAUGCAGUGAAGGCUCAGCCGUGCUGCAGGGGAACCUGUGAGGAUCACAACACUGGCUGCCGUGAUCGGAGGCACCGAGGAUGGGCAGGGAGGGGCCUGAGACCAGGGGGGCAGGGAGGGAAGGGCAGAGGAUUCUUGGGCCGGCCCAGAGGAGGUGCUGCUCUCUCCCCGGUUCUCCGCUGUCCGCAGCUGCUCCACGUCCCCAUCUCUGGAGUUGGCCCUUGUCCCGCUGCCAUCAGAGGGUCCCGCUGCCAUGACGGACACGCCAGUCGAGGAAUCCCUCUUCCAAAUCAUCCACAGCUACCACCAGUACGCGGCCCGGGAGGGGGACGUGGAGACCCUGUCCCUGGAGGAGCUGAAGGCCCUGCUCAGGGACAACGUGCCCCGCUUCAUGGAGAGCCUGGUGCGCGGGGCCUGGGGGCAGGGUCGGGAGAAGCCGUACUUCGUCACCGAGCUGUUCCGGGCAGCGGACAAGGACAAGGACAACCAGAUCUGCUUUGACGAGUUCCUGUACGUCCUGGGCCGGCUGCUGAGGGACUACCACCUGCAGUACCACCGGCAGCUGUGCGCCCACUACUGCGCCCGGCACAGCCUCUACUAGAGGGAGCGGGCAGCCCCCAGGCCUGCCCCAGGAGCCACGUGACCCAGCCGGGCAGCCGAGUGGAGCUCUGCUACGCGUGUCUGCAUGUGCCCGAUGUGUGUGUGCACGCAUGUACAUGGGUGUGGAAGGACACCCGGGAGGGAAGAGAAUAAAGCAACUUCGCAGCA